Lolium perenne is the source of this 1528-nucleotide messenger RNA. The record is from RefSeq and is a predicted model, not a curated record. NCBI's taxonomy places the organism in Eukaryota, Viridiplantae, Streptophyta, Magnoliopsida, Poales, Poaceae.
UGGAGGGGAGGGGUCUCUCCCGGCUUGCCCCGCGGUGGAGUGGAGUGGAAGGCGACGGAGGGGAAGGGCACGGAGGUUCUCUCCCGGCAAGCCCCGCGGUAGAGGGAAGUGGAAGGCGACGGAGGGUCUCUCUCGGCGAGUCCCGCGAUGGAGAGGAGGGGGCCACAUGGGAGGGGACAGGAAGGCGAUGGGCCCAGUCUGUCCCAACGACGGAGGGGAGGGGACGGCGACGGAGUGAAGCGUAGGAUCUCUCUCUUAAGCAUUUGGGCAUCACUGGUUGUUGCUCUGACUGAGCAUCGAAGUUUCUCUGUACUCUGUAUUGCUUGAGCAUGGAAGUUCAGCACAUACCAGCUCAGCGUGUUUCUAGGCUGUACAUUCAUGCAUCCAAGGUUUGGUCCUCAGAUAAGAGAGCUUCAGUAGCAAAAAACAUUGUUUCUAGUCAUGUUUUUGUUACGAAGUCAUGCAGUAAUGAUGCUUCAAGGUUGACAUUCUGGCUGUCCAAUACAGUUGUCCUCAGGGAGAUAAUCUCAGAAUCUUUUGACAUUUCACAUCAAAUGACUCCAACCAUGACGACUAACAGCAUAAAUGAUGGUGCACAGUGCUUUGAUGGGAAAUCCAUGCCAAUGCUAUGGAAAAAUAACUCCAAUGGGAAGCAAACCAAACAUGUCCUGCAUAUACCAGAUGAUUGGAAGGAAACAAGUACAGUUUUAGCUGCACUAGAGAGUAUUGAAUCCUGGAUAUUUUCUCGGAUUGUCGAGACAGUGUGGUGGCAGGCAUUAACUCUUCACAUCCGCAGAAGGUUCCUCGACCCCAAAGGCUAGGAGAGUGUCAGGCCCUUCUUUGGGUGAUCAGCAGCAAGGCAACUUUUCUGUUAACUUGUGGAAUGCUGCAUUUGACGACGUGUUCAGCAGGAUUUGUUCAGCAGGAUUUGCCCCCUUCGUGCUGAUUGGCAUGAGUGUUGCUGUUCGCCAGUAUUGGAAAAAUUGGUGAUGGAGCAAUGUGUAGCCCGUUUAGAUGUUGCAAUGUUCUACUAUCGUCAGGUGACCGAGAGGACGGGGCCGUGACCUCCAGCAAUCCCCGCGGCGUGGGGAGGGACAACGGCAGCUGGCGCCUGCGACGGAGAGGACGGGGCCUGACCUCCAGCGAUCCCCGCCACGUGGGGAGGGGCGGCGGCGGCUCGCGGGGAGGUGCAGCGGCGACGGCUGGCGCCUGCGACGGAGAGGAUGGGGCCUGACCUCCAGCGACCCGGCGACGUGGGGAGGGGCAGAGGCUGCGGGCGCUGGUGUGUGAAGAAGGCCACGACGAGUCCAGAAUAGAGGAGUCGGCCAGAUUGAUUUGGUUGAUCAGCAACUUUUUAUUCUGAUUUGAUGAGUUGACAAAAUAAAACGUCCGUUAUAAUUGUUAUUAUUGCAUUAUAGAAGUUACACAAAAUUUAUCACUGAUGUAAUCAACGGUCACGAAAUUUUUGAUUAGACGGAACCUAAAUUUGAUUAGACGGAGCCUAAGUUCCGUGCCAAUCACUGUAAAA